AUGGCGAGCACUGAGAGGAACGCCGGCGACCAGGGGGUCAGAGCGCUGCUGCAUGUGUCGUUGGCGCCGGGGCUGGGGGGUGCAGCGGUGGGGGACGAGGAGGGAAGUGCUUGGGAUGGGCAUGGGGAUAGGGAUGGGCAUGGGGAUAGGGAUGGGCAUGGGGAUAGGGAUGGGCAUGGGGAUAGGGAUGGGCAUGGGGAUAGGGAUGGGCAUGGGGAUAGGGAUGGGCAUGGGGAUAGGGAUGGGCAUGGGGAUAGGGAUGGGCAUGGGGAUAGGGAUGGGCAUGGGGAUAGGGAUGGGCAUGGGGAUAGGGAUGGGCAUGGGGAUAGGGAUGGGCAUGGGGAUAGGGAUGGGCAUGGGGAUAGGGAUGGGCAUGGGGAUAGGGAUGGGCAUGGGGAUAGGGAUGGGCAUGGGGAUAGGGAUGGGCAUGGGGAUAGGGAUGGGCAUGGGGAUAGGGAUGGGCAUGGGGAUAGGGAUGGGCAUGGUGAUAGGGAUGGGCAUGGGGAUAGGGAUGGGCAUGGGGAUAGGGAUGGGCAUGGGGAUAGGGAUGGGGAUGGGGAUAGGGAUGGAGAUGGGGAUAGGGAUGGGGAUGGCGAAGGGGUGCGUGCAUACAGGUGA
Molecule: messenger RNA, 618 nt
Organism: Closterium sp. NIES-65
Lineage: Eukaryota; Viridiplantae; Streptophyta; Zygnematophyceae; Desmidiales; Closteriaceae
Source: the annotation of a GenBank genome assembly